Spea bombifrons (plains spadefoot toad) is the source of this 1071-nucleotide messenger RNA. RefSeq names its product solute carrier family 10 member 1 (gene SLC10A1). Lineage: Eukaryota; Metazoa; Chordata; Amphibia; Anura; Pelobatidae. The transcript is spliced from 5 exons. The coding region runs from base 1 to 1071 and encodes 356 amino acids. Gene Ontology annotation, molecular function: bile acid:sodium symporter activity. Gene Ontology annotation, biological process: bile acid and bile salt transport. Gene Ontology annotation, cellular component: membrane. The record is from RefSeq and is a predicted model, not a curated record.
AUGGAAGAGGAACAUCGCAUGUUACCAAAUGCAACAGAAAACUCCCAAAAAGCUAUCAGCUAUGUAUUGGAUGGCGCUACGGUUACUCUUCUCCUGGUUGUCAUGACCUCUCUUGGAUGUACGUUGGAAAUUUCAGAGAUUAAGAAGUAUCUUUUGAAGCCGAAAGAGAUUGGGAUAGCGUUAUUUUCUCAAUACACAGUUAUGCCGCUCACUGCCUUUUCUCUGGCCCGUCUCUUACGCCUGAGUCCGAUGGAGUCGGUGGUGGUUCUUGUGUGCGGUUGCUGUCCUGGAGGAAACCUUUCCAACAUCUUUAGUUUGGCGAUAAAGGGAGACAUGAAUCUCAGCAUUGUGAUGACAGUGUGCUCGUCUAUCUGUGCUCUGGGACUGAUGCCUUUACUGCUCUACAUUUACAGUCUUGGACUAGAGAUUGUGCCAAAACAGAACGCCAUUCCGUUCCAAAAGAUUAUCAUCUCCUUAAUGCUUACGGUCAUCCCAUGUGGACUGGGCAUUUUUCUCAAAGUAAAAAGGCCUCACUCUUUAAAGUGUAUUAUUAAGGCUGGCAUGGUGUUGGGGAUUGUGACUUCUGUUUUAAUACUUAUUCUUUCUGCGGUCCACACCAAAGGAGUCAUUUUUGCCCUCUUUUCACCAUGGCUGGUUAGCGCUGCGUUACUGAUGCCACUUAUAGGCUACGUGUCUGGAUACAGUAUUGCGACACUCGGCAGACUCUCCAGACAGUGUAAAAGAACAAUUUGCAUGGAAACCGGAUGUCAAAACGUUCAGCUAUGCGGCGCCAUUCUUAAAAUGGGAUUUGACGCGGAUGUCAUAGGCCCGCUCUUUCUAUUCCCUUUGCUUUACAUAACGUUUCAGCUGAUGGAGGGGCUGGUUUUGGUGCUGGCUUUAGGCGUGCAUGAAUGGUUAAAGGCCAAAGGAAAACUCAACUACACCCGACACACCAACGUCCUCCUGAAGGGUAAAGAAAAUAUGGCAAAGAUAACCACGGAGUUCUUCUACAAGGAAGCCUCGACUGCAGCGGGGCAAAAGCCUUCACAGGAAUCAGACAUCUUUAACUAG